UCUUCCCACAAUGCUGUGACAAUGGAGAGGAGGAGCGGCAGGGUACAGAGGUCAUCCUGAGGAUAGGGCUGGAACACCCCCAAGCAGCAAAGCUUUUCUGUGUACACCUCUCUCCAUCUGUCCCAUCCAGCACUCUGCAGACAUGGAUGGCUUGGCCUCUUCUACACUGACACAUUCAGCUUCUCUCAAGAAAAAUGAAAACUAGACAUCAGAUGGUACAUACAGGCUUUCCACGUGCUGUUUUAAAAGAAUAGCCUUUGACCAAGAAUAAAAAUUGUCGUCAGAAUAAUAUGCGAACAGAUCAUGAAGAACUCUGUGGCACCAGUUAUGGAUCUUUUUGUUUAAAUGGUGGGAUUUGUUAUAUGGUACCUACUGUAUCCAGUCCUUUUUGCAGAUGUAUUGAAAAUUAUACAGGAGCCCGUUGUGAAGAAGUUUUGCUGCCCAACAUCAAGACCCAAGCUACAGUUGACCUGUUUGCAGCUUUCUUGGCUUCAGUUGUUCUUCUAGGGGUACUUGUAAUUGGAACAUUUUACUUCUUUUGCAGGAAGGCCCACGUUCCAAGGACCAGUUCAACUGAGUGUGGUGCCAGCUUGACCGAGACCACCAGCAGCAAUGGCUGCAACAAAAUAACAGAGUAAAGCAGUAAAACAGAGGAACCAUGGCAGAGCAAUGUGCAGAGCAACCAUAAACAUAUAACAGGUGUAUGGGAGAGCAAGCUAAGCAGGAUGUGUGGAGAAAAAAUUAGAAACAAAUAGGGGGUUUGCUAAUGUGCUGGGAGAGGUCUGCAGCUAGGCUGUAAGGAAAAACAGUUACAUUUCUCGGAGUUCCAGGCUGUUUGCAAAGGGAAAUUGUAUGGAGAGCACUUGGACCAGCUUUUGACUGUGGGAUUUUUCCCAACAAAUGCAUCUGAAACCUUUUGCUACCAAGUAGUUACAUCAGCUGGUUCCCCCCCUUUUUUUCAAAUGUGCAGUUAGGAAGCAUGAAAUAAUCACAUAGGGAUCAUGAAAUAAUCACAGUGUGUUUUUCACUAUGUAAGGAGUAUGAAAGGCUUCUCAUAGAGGGUUCUUUCACCUGAUCACCCCUUAUCACAGAAAAUUCAGAAGCAUUUCUCAAAGGAGCCCAGAGGCUAGCCAAAUCCAGUGUUUCCCAAAUUUAUAUUUAGAAUAUAUGUCCCGAAUUUGACCUAUUUCAGGAAUACUCACCAGAUGUGGAAAAAGGUACCUUCUCAUCACUCUCUGCAGCUAACAUUAGUACCUUUUUUUUUUUUUUAAAACAGUGAUUCAAAACAUCACCUUCUAGCUCAGAGACUUCAACUUGCAAUAAAAAAUGUCAAAAUGAGAUUUAUAAUUGUUAAAGAAAAACUACUGGGCAGAGUAAUUACCUUGCAUUUGGUAUAUGCCCCUAAUACUGAGCAAAGGGCCUUCCUCAAUGCUUUUGUUCCUUUCUUGACAUUUCUUUCUGAGGAUCUCAUUACUGAGGGAGAUUUAAAUCUCAUCCUAAAGCCCACUGUUAUUUCAGACCAUAGAAGAGAGGAAUCCAAUUCCCAUGGCCCAUAUUGGAAACAAAACCUUUUCCAGCUGGGGGUAUAUGAAUCCUGGAUGAUGGGGAAGCCACCAGCAAAGAAUUAUUUAUUUUAUUCACACCUACCUUUGCUAUUCAUUCAAAUGCCUUCUAUAUCUUUGUCUACUCACUUUAAGGAUUUUCUAACCAUUACAGAUGGAGGUCAGCUGAUCCAGUCAGUCCCUAUUCCUGUCAUGACUACACACAGACAUUGGCUGGGUAGCAGAAGCCAUAGCAGCUGGGAAUGGCACAAUGCAUUUUUUAAUGAGUUUGCAGCCUGGGGUGCCAUCAUUAGCAAAUCUAAAAUUUAUUUAAAUGAUGAUAAAAAUGGCAAGCUAGCUCCCAAUACGAUAUGUGGGACUUACAAAGCAGGGUUAAGGGGAAACUUAUUGCAGACAAUUUCUACUAUUGGAAGGGAAAGACAUGCAGAACACAGAUUGCUCCUCUCUGAAAUAAAAAACAUAAUUUUGCAUAAAAAUAUAGGUGAAAGAAAAAAUUUAAAGAAAUCUAUCUCCCUGUGGGGCCUGCUCCAUGCUUCCUUGUUAGAAGAAACAGAAAAUAUGUUUUAUCAGUUCAGACAAAAGUACAUUGAGAUGGGAAACAAAGGCCAUAAAUAUUUAGCAAAGAUGAGUACCAUGAUUGGGAUGAGAGAACAAAACAGCAAGCUCCAUUACACUGGAGAAGCUGGUUUCCGAGUUAUAUCUGACCCCAUGCAGAACGAAUGGGAGGGAGGCAAGUCAGUCUCACUCUCAGGAAAAGGGUGUUGCCCAGACAGGUUCUCCAUUGAAUUGUACAUGUCUCUGAUGGGUCACUUUCUCUGCAAACUUACCAAUCUUCUAAACAUUAUUCAGGACUUCCAAACUUUAGCCAAUAGUAGGAAAGAAGCCAAUAUUGCUGUGAUAUUAAAGGCCAGAAGUGAUAAAACUGAAGUUACUACACAUAGACACAUCUCACUGUUAAAUACAGAGUUUAAGAAUUUUGCAAAGGUGUUGGCAGCCAACUUGGAAUCAAUUUUACUUAAAAUAACCAGCAUACACCAAUUGGGAAUCAAUCAGGGAAGACUGCUAUUAGAUAACUUCCCUAGGCAACUGGCUGUAAUCCCUUUGAUUUUACUAAAGGCAAAGGCAGAUAUUUUAUUUUCAUUAGAGGUGGAAAAGGUCUUUAAUCAGGGUGAAUGGAAAUUACUGAAGGGAAUAAUUCUAGAAAAGCCAGUUAAAAAAUGUACUGAAAUCUUACUCUAUAAACACUCAAAGCCCCUCUUGCUUCAUAGAGGAACAUGGCAAAUUUAUCCACAACUUCCCAUCUUGCUGGUAUUAAUCAGAAAAAUAUUUGCACAGAAACUUAGAGAAGAUCAACCAACGCAAUGCUUAACUGCAAACAGAUCAGCCCAUAAAACAGUGCUGUCUGUGGAUGCUCUAUUAAUGUUUACAGAGUCACUCAGAUCAGUGGCAUAUGUGGGGUUUAAAAUUAAUCAUAGCAGUACACAAGCUACAUCAAUAUGUCUUAAAUCUCCAAAUGAAAACAGACUACAGCUUCAUUUAAAGUGGCCCAAAUAUCACACAAAAAACAUGGUGGUCAACAUUAUUUCCAACACAAUAACAUUGUAUGAAGCCAUUGGUCCACAUUUGUUGGAAAAAACUAAAAAAUGAUUCAGUGGCAAAAGAUCAUCAUUACAUGGUUUGACAAAACUAUUGUCACAGCUACAGCGUUGUGCCUGAGGAGCACCUCUGCCUUCCAAAAUCUCUGAAGAGAGGUUUCCCUUAACAUGUGAGAGCUCAUUUGGGGAACAGUUGCAGCCCUAAAUCAAAAUGCUGCCUGGCUGUCCCUGGUACACAGCCUUGCUGUCAGGGUGGCAGAGCACACCAAAGUAAGGAACAACACUAGGCGAACAUUGAUCUCCUCUUCUGCUGCUUGUUUCAGCUCGUAUACCAACACCCAGGGGGAAUACAGAGCAAAGUCUACUAUCUGCUCUAAAGAUUCAAAAAGAAGCGUUAGAGAGAACCCGGCUCUUUCAUCACUCACUGCACAAAAUCACAAUUCUCUUCUUCCUUUCAGGAUUCAUUUCAAAACAGAAAAGGGAGGGAGAUGAGCUUCAAUAGAAUGACCCAGGCAUCUAAAAAGGGAGAUGGGUGGCAGGUGCAAUACAGAAAAUAUUUGCCCCAUUCAAUAAUUUCAAACAUAAGCACCAUUCUCACUCUGUGAGUUAUCAGUAUUGAUUCGUGUUCUCCAAAUGGAAAAGAUAACCCCAAAACUGAAGAGAACAAAAUAUCUCGUUCCAGGCAGCCAGGGGCCAGACCUGGGGGCUGCUUGCUGUGCAGGCCACAGACCCUGGGGUCACAUGUCACAUGGACAGGCACCCUCUGGCUCCUCACCACCACUUAGGCUGUCAAAUACACCCUGCCACCUUCCACCACGUGAACAGGAUGGCUCGCACAGUGCAGGCAGCCCAGCUCCCCUCUCUUCCAACUGCACACAUAGGUGGUCUCCCCCUCCCAACUCCCACAGCACAGGUAGCCUGUCCUCCCCCACCUCCUACUCACACAUGCAGAACCCAGUCCCACUCUCCUGUUUGCACACGCCAACCACCUCCAGUGCAGGCACCUUUGCCCACUUUGCUGUGCAGGGCUGGGGCAGUGGGAUAGGAGUAGCUGAGGAAGAGGGGGGUUGGGGUAGCAGUCAGCCAGGACCCUGCAUGCUAACCCUUCAGGGGGCACAUACAACUCAUGGGCUGCCAGUUGGACAACCCUGGCAUAAAUUAUAAAAGAAGAAAUACCAAAGCAGAAGGAAUAGCUGUAUGAGGAGAUCUCUUAUGAACAGUGAUUAUGGGUGUAUUAUGGCAUUACUACCUCUUCUACACAUUACCAUGGAAAAACCCUACAACAUCAGGUUCCACUGGCAUUUGGCUUCUUUCAGAUGUAGACACAGUACCAGAAUAUUUUAAAUUGUUUUUAGAGGAAACUGGGGCUCAGCUUGCAGUUUUUCCAUUUCUGGUAGGGCUACUUUAGAGUCCAGGAUUGCUAGUUGAGAACUCUAUUAUAAUUCUGUAAAAUACACAAAUCAGGUUACUUGAUGAUUCCCUAAGAGUUUUGGGAACCAAUUUUGUAGUUUUGUAAGGUAAAAAUGCAGAAUCUGAUAAUUCUUCUUGAUAGCAGCUAGAUGGUAAAUUGAAGAGCUAUAGAAAAGAUAGGGCACACCCCCUUUGCCCCAGAUAAUACCAAAUAAGUCAAAAGCACCUAGACUUAAAUCAUUUAUCAUUUUUUCUCCAUUGAGGAAGAGGUUCAUACCUUUUAGAAAGCAAGCAGGGCUACCUUUCUUAUUUUAAAGAGAAAGAACACACAGCUACCAAAAGGACACCGAAAAAAACUGAAACUGUUUUUCUUUAUUGUACAAAAAAUUGCUCUACCUUGUUAUUAUCAAAAGUCCAUGUCUCUUCUUGCUUUCUUUUUUCUGAUCAUAGCCUGUGUAAGAAGCUAUCUAUGUAACUAUAUCUCAAAUGAAAUGCACAAAAUAAAGUAUUUAGUGUAGACUGCCA
Molecule: messenger RNA, 5092 nt
Organism: Alligator mississippiensis (American alligator)
Lineage: Eukaryota; Metazoa; Chordata; Crocodylia; Alligatoridae
Gene: NRG4
Product: neuregulin 4
Exons: 6
Coding region: 291-638 (115 amino acids)
Biological process (GO): epidermal growth factor receptor signaling pathway; positive regulation of cell population proliferation; nervous system development
Molecular function (GO): chemorepellent activity
Source: RefSeq, a predicted model, not a curated record